AUGUCGCGACCUGAAAGCAUUCUCAGAGAAGGUUCUACGGGAUCAGGGUUCCACCCGUUGAAGAAAGCGAAGAUAGCUGCCUCAGCGACAGCGAUUCGGAAUACAGCCCUGACACGUGUACAUGCUGCCCCAUCAGAUCAAUCUGGGCAGUCUGGGAGCGACACAGAUGAAGAAGGUGAAACGGAAGAGCCGUCAACGUCAAGCGCAAGAAGUUUCCUCUGGAAGCAAGUGAACCAUCCGCGGACAUGCCACCCUCAAUGGGAAGACGGUCUUCCAGACCCUCCAGAUGAGCCGAAAGCUCCCAUUGCGUACUUCCGGUAUUUUUUUGACGACAAGCUUCUUGAGGAGAUUACAGACCAGUCCAAUCUCUAUGCAGUGCAGAAGAAUGCCAACAAAGCAUUGUGCCUAACACGCGCUGAACUGGAGCAGUUUCUUGGGGCCACAAUGUAUAUGUCCAUAUACAGGCUUCCGCGAUCGCGCAUGUACUGGAACCGCGAGAUGCGAGUAGAAAAAGUGGCAGAAGUUAUGUCACGUGACAGGUGGCAAGCGAUAAAGAACAGCCUUCAUUUCAACGACAACAAUCUCCUACAAGCAAAUGCUGGCAAAGACAGGCUCUUCAAAAUUCGACCACUCAUUGACAAUCUGCUGCUCAAAUUUCAAAUCCUUCCAAAGUCACAGAUGCUGGUGGUCAACGAGCAAAUUGUGCCGUUCAAAGGCCGCUCCUCACUCAAGCAGUACGUCCCUAGCAAGCCUCACAAGUGGGGCUACAAGAUUUUUGUACUUUGCGACACCCACGGACUUGUCUCUGACUUCUCUAUAUACACAGGGGACAUCCGCCCUGUUCCUGGAUUACCUGACCUUGGAGCAAGCUCUAAUGUUGUGCUCGAGCUUUCGCGCUCCAUCCCAGAGAACAAGAGCUACUUGCUCUUUUUUGACAACUGGUUCACAUCCAUAAAACUGCUGGUAAAUUUGCAUCAGCGUGGUAUUCCAGCAAUGGGAACUGCACGCGCAAACAGAAUUUCUGGAUGCCGACUGCCCAGCGAUGCUGAAAUGAAGAAGAACGGUAGAGGAAGCCACGUGGAGAGGCAGGCUACUAUUGAAGGGGUCGAAGUCCGAGUAGUGAAGUGGUACGACAGCCGGGGAGUGAAUAUUGCUAGCACAUUCGGGAGUGCCCAGCCUCUAGGAAGCUGCCAGCGGUAUGACCGCAAAAAGAAAGAAAGAUGUGAAGUUGAGCAGCCAGCCAUUGUGAAGGCUUACAACACUUUUAUGGGUGGAGUCGACCUUCUCGAUGGGCUCAUGGCGUACUACAGAAUUUUUCUGAAGUCGAAGAAAUUCUACCUGCGAUUUUUUUUUCAUUUUGUGGACAUGGCUGUUGUGAGCAGCUGGCUGCUCUACCGGAGGGAUUGUGAUGCUCUAGGAAUCCCAAAGAAACAUCAACUGGAUCUUCUAGCGUUCAAGGCUUCUCUAGCCAGCUGCCUGUGCAAUCAAAACAAGGACGUGAUGAAAAAGAGGGGGCGGCCGUCUCUUUCCGUGGAAGGAGAGCUUGAGAAGAAGAAAAGAAGAGGACCAGCAGCUCCAACACCUAAUGCUGAAGUCCGUCAAGACAAUGUUGGCCACUGGCCUGAAGUGUCGCAGCAACGACAACGAUGCAAGAUGCCUGGCUGCAAAGGCCAACCUGUUUCCUUCUGCACAAAACUCCUGCUUUACUGGGGCAACCUCGCUGCAAAGCUUGCGAUGGAGGAGAUGGUGGUGGAACCAUCUGGUGGCAGGGACAGGCCCCCCGCUACAAGGAAGCGCCUCACCUCUUCAGUGGCAUCAGAAGCUGGCGCUUUCGAGUCUGCUGCAAGGUCGGAUGGCUCGGAUAUCUUCAUAACUGCUAAGCGCAUUUCUUCUGUCGGCAUCACCGUCGUCGUGAGGUUCCGUAUGAGGUCCAAGGGCGAUAAAGUCGUCUCCGAGUGCCGUAUGCUGUAUGUGCAAUUGAAAGCGCGCGAAGAUGAACUGACCAACGCGGCUCAAUCUCGCGUGUGCGAGCAGGAUGGCGAAGCUGAAGCGCUCGCUCGCCUGUACCGCGCGAGACACGGGGGUGAGGCGAGGCAGGGGAGGGGUGUGGUUCUCCGGCGGCUGCUGCUCAUGGCGCGGCCACGCGGGCGCAAUAUAUCGAAAGCCAUCUGCGACGUGGCCAAAGUGCAUGCCCACGUGGGCCUCAUCUGGAAAGCGAUGUUUGCAGAGCGCGCCUAG
Dermacentor albipictus is the source of this 2238-nucleotide messenger RNA. The record is from RefSeq and is a predicted model, not a curated record. Lineage: Eukaryota; Metazoa; Arthropoda; Arachnida; Ixodida; Ixodidae.